AUGGUCGUCGCACCAGUCCACCGGAAAGAAAAAACCGAGAUUUCCCUGCCGAACGCCGGCAUCCAUGGCCGCCUCGGUGAGCUCAACUUCUCGGCGCUCCCCUUCCUCACACACAUGCAUGGACCUCAGCUUGAACAGCCUUCACGGCGAGAUCCCACCGGCCAUCGCCUCUCUAAGCCGGCUGUCCUACCUCAAUCUGGUCGGCUACUUGCUCCAUGGACACAUCUUCCCCGUGAGAUAGGCAGCAUGGGGUUUCUUAGCGACCUGAAUCUUGCUUUCAACAACCUCACGGGCCGCAUCCCUGAAUCCUUUGGGAACCUCACAACGCUAGCCACUCUGAUCAUGGCACAUAACAUGCUCGCUGGGGCGAUACCGGAGGAGCUCGGGAAGCUGGCCAGUCCAGAUGAUUUGCACUUGGGCAGCAACUUGUUGGACGGCCAAAUACCUGAAAGCCUUGCAGGCCAGAAUGAGCUCACAGGUUUCCUUCCCCAAGAGACUGGUUUGCUGGCCAAGUUGAACGUACUGGAUUUGUACUCAAACCAGCUAAGAGGAACGAUUCUUCCAAUCAUAGGGAACCUUACCGGGCUGAACUACAUUGACCUCUCGGACAACCAAUUAGUGGGUCCCAUGCCGGGCGAGAUUGGCAGUUUGGUGGGUCUCCGGUUCAUGUCUUUAUCCCAAAACCAGGUCUCAGGCUCUGUUCCAGCAACUUUCGGGAGCCUUACAGGCCUGACAAGGCUUGACCUCUUCAGUAACAUGCUGUCAGGUCCUUUGCCUCAAGAGUUUGCUUAUCUUACACACUUAGAGGUGCUCAGUAUUGCCAGCAACUCCCUCUCAGGGGAAUUGCCCCCUGAUUAUCUUGAUGUAUCUGUGAAUAAGUUGAACGGGUCGAUGCCGGAAGAGAUUGGGAGUUGCACUACGCUAGAAUCCUUGAUGGUUAACCAUAACAGGUUGAGUGGAGAUUUGCCAGCGUCCAUUGGUAAUCUGAGGAACCUGCACAUUGUGUUGGAUGCCAGCAACAACAAACUCACAGAGCUUUCUUACACAUCAGUGGUGACAAUGAAAUGCGAUGUCUACAGCUUCGGUGUCGUUGCGCUGGAGAUUGUGAUGGGGAUGUACACCUCAGAGAUACAGUACCUUGCUUCCAGGGAACAGCAUCGGGAGCUUGUAAUGGAGGAUAUGUUGGACAAGCGCCAAUCAUCUCCAACAAUUGUAGAAGAGAAAGAAAUUGCUCUUCUUGUGGAAGUGGCAUUUGCUUGCCUGCAAACUUCUCCUCAGUUUAGGCCAGAGAUGGAGGAUGUCUAUCAGAAACUGGCUCUGCACAAACCACCUUCUUCGUUUGCCUCACCUUCUCAUGCACCUAGACCAGAAGAAAUAAUAGAAGUGUAA
Messenger RNA from Panicum hallii, 1389 nucleotides. Its product is annotated as MDIS1-interacting receptor like kinase 2-like. Lineage: Eukaryota; Viridiplantae; Streptophyta; Magnoliopsida; Poales; Poaceae. The transcript is spliced from 4 exons. Gene Ontology annotation, biological process: protein phosphorylation. The record is from RefSeq and is a predicted model, not a curated record. The coding region runs from base 1 to 1389 and encodes 462 amino acids. Gene Ontology annotation, molecular function: protein binding; protein kinase activity.